Solanum verrucosum is the source of this 993-nucleotide messenger RNA. RefSeq lists its product as uncharacterized. Gene Ontology annotation, biological process: regulation of DNA-templated transcription. Lineage: Eukaryota; Viridiplantae; Streptophyta; Magnoliopsida; Solanales; Solanaceae. Gene Ontology annotation, molecular function: transcription cis-regulatory region binding; DNA-binding transcription factor activity. The coding region runs from base 1 to 993 and encodes 330 amino acids. The transcript has 3 exons. The record is from RefSeq and is a predicted model, not a curated record. Gene Ontology annotation, cellular component: nucleus.
AUGGGGGAUGAUGAUCGGGAUAUAGGUGGUAUAGUAAGAAGUUGUAAUAUUAGUAGACCUAACAAUGUUGUAACUCCUAAUUUAGAUUUGAAGGUAUCUCCAAAUGAUGUUUGGAAUUCUUCUGACAAAUAUUUAGCUCCUGACAUGACUAGUUUUAAUGGUUUAUCUGAAAUUUUUUCUUUAGAUUUUCCAAUUGCUCGUCGGGAAAAUUCAUAUGAUCAGGUUAUUAUCAUGAACCAAAAUAUUAACCAGCAAUUGUACUUGCAUUCCAUUCAACCAGUUCAAUUUAUCCAACAAAUCAUUGUUCCUCAAUCACGAACAUCGGUAGCGUGUGUGGCACCAACAACUACAACACCACAUGAAUGGAUUAAUCUACAACAACUCGAUAUAGGGGCUAACAUUUAUCCUAAUUUCAAUUUUUCCAUGAUGACUCCUUUGACCCAAACUAGAACAAGGAACAAUCAGUCGAUAAGGCUUACCUAUGAAUUGUUGCAAGAGGAACUCAAAAAUGACAUAUGGACAUGGCGCAAGUAUGGUCAGAAGCAUAUCAAAGGUUCCCCAUUUCCGAGGAAUUACUAUAAGUGUAGUACAUCAAAACACUGCGAAGCAAAGAAACAAAUUGAGAAAAGCCCAAAGGAUGAGAACAUUUUCUUGGUAUCCUGUUCGGGUGAACACAAUCAUGAUCCCCCCAUGAACCGUAGAUAUCUUGCUAGUUGCAACGGUAAUUCCAAAUUUAAGCUUCCAAAAGGCAUAAAUAUUUUGCCCAAAGCAUCAAUCUUGAAUGCAUCAACAUCCUCGUCCAAGCGUGUUAAGGAUUCAAGAGUUGUUGCUUCUCCAAUUAUCGCAACUAAUCCUCCACUUGAAAUCGGGAGCAAAAACAAAAUGGUUGUUGAGAUCGUGCAGAACAAAGGUAAUGGUAAAGAAAAGGUGGACAUGAAUGAAGAUAUUUUCAUGGGUUUUGACCAACUACAAGGAGUUACUACUUCCACCUAA